Molecule: messenger RNA, 1096 nt
Organism: Oncorhynchus tshawytscha (Chinook salmon)
Lineage: Eukaryota; Metazoa; Chordata; Actinopteri; Salmoniformes; Salmonidae
Gene: nsmce1
Product: NSE1 homolog, SMC5-SMC6 complex component
Exons: 8
Coding region: 159-983 (274 amino acids)
Biological process (GO): DNA damage tolerance; double-strand break repair via homologous recombination
Cellular component (GO): Smc5-Smc6 complex; nucleus
Molecular function (GO): ubiquitin-protein transferase activity
Source: RefSeq, a predicted model, not a curated record
CACCGUAAACGUAACUAAAAGGGAAGAGGUAGACCCGUGCAUGUCUCAGGUACAACCCGCGUAAACAAAGGCUAGCUAGCUAACUUUUGACAGAAGUAAAAGGAACCAUCAUUAACAAAACAGAGCAACGACUGACUUGCCUGGGCUUUCCUUGCACCAUGUCUCGACCACUGGGAGAAAGCCAUAAAAGGUUCCUGCAAACCAUGAUGGUCAAUGGGAUCAUUGAUGGUGCCAAGGCAAGGGCUCUCCACCGGCAUUGCUGUGAGACACACGGUGCACACUAUGCUCAUGAUAAACUCGAUGAAUUCAUCGAGGUUAUCAAUGCCCAGCUGCAGCCCAUGUUCAUGCAGAUCAGAAAAGGGAUGUCUGAGGAGGAUGGUCUUCAGUACCAUGCUUUGGUGAACAUGGCUGAAACUGAUGUGACUAGGAUGUCAACUGAUUAUGCAGACAACGAGUUGGAAUUAUUUCGAAAAACAAUGGACCUAAUUGUGGACUCUGACAAUGGAACCGCCUCUUCCACGGACAUUCUUAACUGUGCCGACAGCCUCCAGACAAAGAAGCUAAAGAAAAGAGAAACGGAACAUGUACUGAACAGGCUUGUUCAGGAUAAGUGGCUGAAUGAGAAAAAUGGAGACUACUCUCUCUCCACUCGAUGUAUAAUGGAGAUGGAGCAAUAUAUUCGGAUGUUGUAUCAAGACCAGGUCAAGGUCUGCCAUAUCUGUCACAAUGUGGCCUUGCAGUGCCAGAUGUGUGAAAAUCCUACAUGUGGCAUCAAAAUCCACACCCCUUGUGUCGCCAGAUACUUCAAAGGAAGGACUGAUCCACGAUGCCCUGCCUGUGAGGACUUCUGGCCACAUGAGAUCCCAGAUGUGUAUAGACCUCCGUCCUCUCAGAGCGAGACUCAGUCAGCAGCCAAAGAGAACACGGCCCCCACCCCCACUCCUCGGUCUACAGCUCAGACCCGGAGGACCAGGAGGUCAUAACCUCACGGAUGUAUGUAUAGCUGUCAGAACUUUCAGUGCAAUGUUUUGCCUUCAUUCAAAUGUAAAGAGAACUCAAUUUCAGUUUGAAUGUUGAUUAAAACAUUUUUAUUAUA